AUGGUUGUUCAAUCGGCUUUGAUAGACUCAUUCUCAAAAAGUCUCAGAUUUCGGGAUGCUUAUAAGGUGUUCCGUGACACUUCAUCUGCUAAUGCGUAUUGUUGGAACACUAUCAUAGCGGGAGCACUCAGAAAUCAAGAUUAUGGUGCUGUCUUUGAGCUUUUCUAUGAAAUGUGUGGUGGGUCUCAGAAACCUGAUAGCUAUACAUAUUCCAGUGUUUUGGCUGCGUGUGCUUCGCUUGAGAAGCUUAGGAUUGGAAAAGCGGUUCAAGCUCGGGUGAUCAAAUGCGGAGCGGAAGAUGCGUUUGUUUGUACUGCAAUUGUUGAUGUGUAUGCCAAAUGUGGACAUAUGGCUGAAGCUAGGGAAGUAUUCUCCCGUAUCCCCAACCCUAGUGUUGUCUCUUGGACAGUAAUGCUGUCUGGUUGCACAAAGAGUAACGAUGCUUUCGCUGCUCUUGAAAUAUUCAAUGAAAUGAGACGUUCAGGUGUUGAAAUCAACAGCUGUACUGUAACAAGUGUGAUUGCUGCUUGUGGUAGACCUUCGAUGAUCUAUGAAGCAGGCCAGGUCCAUGCUUGGGUCUUAAAGAGUGGUUUCUAUCUCGAGUCUUCAGUGGCUGCCUCAUUGAUUAGUAUGUACUCGAAGAGUGGCGAUAUUCAUCUCUCUGAACAGGUUUUUGAGGAUCUGGACGAUGUUCAGAGGCCAAAUGUCGUAAAUGUAAUGGUAUCUUCAUUCUCGCAAAAUAAGAAGCCUGGCAAAGCAAUAAGACUCUAUAUUAGAAUGCUUCAGGAGGGUUUGAGACCCGAUGAGUUUAGUAUUCACAGUUACACCCUCAAAACUGGAUUGGUCCUUGAUCUCACCGUUGGAAGUUCUCUUUUCACAAUGUACUCCAAAUGUGGUAGUUUGGAAGAAUCUUUUAGUUUGUUCCGGGAGAUACCUGUUAAAGACAAUGCUUGCUGGGCUUCCAUGAUUUCUGGUUACAAUGAGUACGGUUAUCUAAAAGAAGCUAUUGGGCUAUUCGGCGAGAUGUUGGCUGAUGGGACUAGUCCUGAUGAGAGUACUCUAGCUGCUGUUCUAACUGUGUGUGCUUCCCUUCCUUCUCUGCCUAGAAGUAAAGAAAUACAUGGGUACGCGUUAAGAGCUGGAAUUGACAAAGGGAUGCCUCUUGGUUCUGCGCUAGUAAACACGUAUUCAAAGUGUGGCUCACUAAAGUUGGCUAGACAGGUCUAUGAUAGGCUCCCUGAAUUGGAUCCAGUGUCAUGUUCAUCUUUAAUUUCAGGAUAUUCACAACAUGGGUUAAUACAGGAUGCCUUCCUCCUAUUCCGUGAUAUGGUUAUGUCUGAUGCUCGUGUAUAUAAAUAUGUGAAGCCUCCAUCGUCUCUUGCUCAGAAUUAG
This is a messenger RNA of Thlaspi arvense, 1392 nucleotides long. NCBI's taxonomy places the organism in Eukaryota, Viridiplantae, Streptophyta, Magnoliopsida, Brassicales, Brassicaceae. The record is from the annotation of a GenBank genome assembly.